Molecule: messenger RNA, 4148 nt
Organism: Capsaspora owczarzaki ATCC 30864
Lineage: Eukaryota; Filasterea; Ministeriida; Capsasporidae
Product: proto-oncogene tyrosine-protein kinase FER
Exons: 4
Coding region: 13-4068 (1351 amino acids)
Biological process (GO): protein phosphorylation; cell surface receptor protein tyrosine kinase signaling pathway; positive regulation of kinase activity
Cellular component (GO): signaling receptor complex
Molecular function (GO): ATP binding; transmembrane receptor protein tyrosine kinase activity; protein binding
Source: RefSeq, a predicted model, not a curated record
CACCAAGGCACCAUGGCUCCGCACCGACCCUUGACCGUCCUGCGCCGACCUGUCGUCGCCGUCCUUGUUGCUGCCCUGGCCCUUGUGCUCUUCCCUCAGCACUCGGCUUAUUCUAAUGCCGUGGGCAUUAUAUGCCCUGUUCAACCCGCCCGACGAGUCGCGGGCUGCGGCGAAACGCUCGAAUUGAUCCUGAACGUCAACUCGGUCACGACACAUUCGAUUGAAAUUGCUUGGACAAUGUUCGCUCCCACUGGAACCAGCGAGUACCAGGUCUAUCGCGACGGCACCUUUAUUCAGUCUGUCAGUAUUGGCACAUUCUCGUACAAUGACACUGGCCUCGCGCUUGGAACAACCUACUCCUACGUCGUCCAGGCCUUCAAUGACGGCGGCCAACCGGUACGACGCGUCAUUGCCGUCGGAGGCUCCAUGUCCAGCAACUCGGUCACCCAGCAGACGGCCUACAACCCGGCCUUGAACAGUUCCAGCCUCGCGUUGUCCCCUUCCAGCUCCUGGUCGAUUUCCAUGAGCUGGUCGUCGAUCGUCGUUGAUUCGGGUGAUACGUUCAGCCUCACUCCUGACAUGACCUACACGGUCGCGUACGCCCCGUCCACCAAUCCGGCCCAGCUCCUGGCCUUCAGUCUGAAGAACGAAUCCUGCGUGCUGACCAACCUGCAGCCCGCGACCGCUUAUCAGGUGGUUCUCACUGUCGCUAACGGGCUUGGCGGCACAACCACGCUGAGCAGCACUGCGAUGACCAUGGAUGAGGUUGCGCUCAGCGCACCCCUUCGCGUCGGCUCCAACACGCCUACCUUCUCUAUGCUUGAGCAAACGAGGGUGCUUGUCUCGUGGGGCAACGUGUUUGCACCUCAGCAGCCAAACUCCUUCCCAGUCACCUACGUGCUCACGCGCACGUCUGGCGCCACCACUGCGCAAAUGACGUUGAAUGCCACGACUGAUUCUGCUUUCUACGCCACCGGGCUGAGUUUGUACACGUCCUACACCUUCUCUGUGACUGCCACCCAGAACGGCUUGACUUCGGUCAGCGCCAGCGCCGUCGUCAUGACUCCCGCUGGCACUCCCGUUCUCGCUGGAGCCACGAGUUCCACGCGUUACGUGAAGGGUGUUCUGUUCACUUGGCCCAAUCCUGGUGUCACUCCGAACGGACCCACGGUCUCGCCAGCCACCAUGCAGGUUUCGACCAACUUUGGCACGUCCUGGACCAACGUGACCACCAAUGCACUCAACCUGACCACAACCACUUACACGACGCUCUCCUGCAUGCGCCGCUAUGUCAACGCUGCCAACUUUGUCUCCCUUGCCCAAACAGUCUCGGCUUAUCCCUAUUCGUGGGAGCCCACCUUUGACAGCUUGUUUUGGAGCUCCCUUGCCUCGCGCGGCUCCACUUGGUUGAACUUUACUUGGUCUGCGGCGACCCCCAACGGACCUGGCCCUGUCAAAUACCGGGUUGUUCAGCUGCCGUCGACCACUGUUGUUGAUUAUACGUCGCCGCUCAGCUCGACGUGGUACAAUGUCACUGGUCUGACUCCUUACACGAGCUACACGUUCACUGUGACUGCGCGCAACCAAAAUAGCAACGAGUCAGCUGUCCAAACCACCGCCGCGCUCACCACUCUUCCCGAUGUCCCCGUUUGGAUUGGCGCGCCAACAACCGCUCCGACCGCGACUGCUCAGUCGCUUAGUUUCGCGUGGAGUGGCUUGCUGAACUGGCGAGGGCCACCCGGCUCCUACAAUUGGGUCAUUUCCCCAGCUCCCUUUUACGGCAGUAGUACUGGCUCGACCUUGCAGCCCUCCUUGACUGUGCCGUACCUGGAACCUUACACCCAGUACACUCUCACGUUGAACGCAACUCAAAGUGCCGUGUCGGGCAGACGCGCCACUGCUGCCCCCUUCACGUCCAUCCCCUACAUUUUCCAAGCAACGACCUUGGCCGGUGAGCCGGGCUGGGACGCCAACGGCAUCCUGGUUUCGGCUGGAUCAACCGUCAUUUCCACUCGGUACGUUGCUGUGACGCUGACGUGGACGAACGCGGUCGAGGCUGGCACACCGCUCUUCACGUGCAAUUUGACCGCGACGCCCGCGUACAACAUGUCGACCAUCCCCAUUCUUUCCGACUCGACCGUCACAACCGCCACAAUGCUCUUCCACAUGAACACCACAGUCACCUUCACCUUGUCCGUCACCAACCAAGUCGGCAAAUCGGCAACCACUGUCGUGCUUUUCUUCACCCCCGACUUGAGCGGCUCAUUGUCGCUGAGCAAAAAACACGCGGCCACUUCAGCGUCACUGAGGGAACAGACGAACACGUUUGCAUCCUCUGCCAGCAGCAAGUCCUCGGCUGUUGCCACCUCCACGCACGCGACGGGCAGGCCUGGCGUGGGCACGUCUCCUUCGACUGGUUCUGGCGGGAUUCCGCUGGCUGCCAUUGCUGGCGCCAUUGCCGGUAUUGUUGUGCUGGCGAUUGUGAUUGCCAUUCUGGUGGUGCGUCGCCGCCGCAGGCGACAGCCCAACGCUCGUCGUGGCCAGGCGAAGGGAUCGGUCGCCGAGUUGUUGCCCAUGCAUGACUCGGCAUUGGUGGCCAUCCGUGCACCCGCCGCGGGCGCGCGCAAAGAGCCCACCAGUACCACCGCCCAGCAGCAGGCGCACGACCACGAUCACUACCAUGUCUACGCUCAGAACAACGACAGCCACCACAACGAAGAAGUGUAUGCUGCUCCCGGCCCUUCGACCAACUCCAACCGUCCGCGCGAGUCCGUCGUGUACGAAGGCACUGGAUCCGUCUACUAUAGCCAGGCGGACAAGGCCGGCAACAAAACCUCGCGCAACAACCCACGCGAUUCCUCAGUGUACACAACGACCAGCCCCGAGUACGCCCAAAUGGAUGGAAGCAGCACCAUGUACGAGACGGCCAAUCCGAUUUACAGCUCUGCCGAUUUGCUCCCCGGUGCGAGACCUGCCAUCUCGACCGCGGCUUACAAGCAAACCUCUGGCGCUCGCCACCGAGACUCGAACAUUUACGCGACCACGUCCACCCCCGCCCUUUCCGGCCCUGAUGGCGGCGCAGAUGAAGAGUACCGCGAAAUCGAAGGCACUCGAGGCGAAUACUACUACGGCAACGCCAAUGCUCGAAUCUACGGCACGGCCUCGACCACGGCCAAGACCAUUCGAGGUGCUCUCAAGCUCGGACGGACGCUCGGCUCUGGCGCAUUUGGCAUGGUUCAUCUUGGCACACUGGCGGCCAGUGGCCUGCCCAGGGACAGCGAGCAUCUCAUUCCUGCUGGCCAAACGAGCCUCCAAGUGGCCGUCAAGCUGCUGCAGGAGGACGCAGACGAAAAAUCGCGUCGCGAUUUUGAUUCCGAGGCUGCCAUGAUGAGCCAGUUCUCGCAUCCCAACAUUGUGCUCGCGAUUGCCGCUCUUGUCGAAGAAACGCCCCACAUGCUCUUGCUCGAGUUUUUGCCGUACGGCGACCUGCGAGAGCUCAUGAUCAAGUCCAAGUCGGCGCUGAUUGCCUGGAAGCUGCCCGAGUUUUCGCACGUGCUUGCUCAAAUUGCCUCCGGCAUGGUCUACCUCGAGUCUGUUCGCUUUGUGCACCGCGAUCUGGCGGCACGCAACUGCCUCGUUGGUCCUGACCUGACUGUCAAGAUUUCUGAUUUCGGGCUCUCGCGUGUGCUGGAGGAGGAUUCCGACUACUACCGCGUCCAAACGAAAGGCCGUCUGCCCGUCAAGUGGAUGUCGAUCGAAUCGCUGGUCUUCCGCACAUUUACAACUCAGUCCGACGUGUGGGCCUUUGGCAUUGUUGCUUGGGAGGUCUUCUCAUACGGCAACACGCCCUAUCCUCAAAUCGCACCCAUCGACAUGGCUGUGCACCUCGAGAACGGCGGUCGUCUUGGUUGCCCCGACAGCUGCCCGCCAGAUCUCUUCCAAACCGUCGCUCAAUGCUGGGACUUUGACCCUGCCAACCGUCCUCGGUUCCAAGACCUGGCCGACACUUUUGCGGCUCUUGUUGGCAGUGAUGUGCGCGACAUUGGUGCACGCCUUGCUCAGAAGUAGUCGUCCGUGUUUUUUUUUUUUUCUGUUUUGCUUUGUUUGUUUGUUUGCGUGUCCCCCCCCCCGUCUCCAUUUUAGCUGUU